AAUCAAAAUCCUCCUCGCGUUUUCGUUUCCCUUCCCCCAAACCGGGUACCCCGCUCCACCCCCACCAACCCCCGGGCCUUCGCGAGCGGCGGCCGGCGAUGGCGGCGAGCAACAUCGGGAUGAUGGACGGCGCCUACUUCGUCGGGCGCAACGAGAUCCUCGCGUGGAUCAACACCACGCUGCAGCUCGGCCUCUCCAAGGUGGAGGAGGCUGCGUCGGGCGCGGUUGCGUGCCAAUUGAUGGACGCGGCUCAUCCUGGUGCCGUGCCGAUGCAUAAGGUGAACUUCGACGCCAAGACGGAGUACGAGAUGAUCCAGAACUAUAAGGUGCUGCAGGAUGUGUUCAACAAACUCAAGAUCACUAAGCACAUUGAGGUGAACAAACUUAUCAAAGCAAGACCCCUUGACAAUCUGGAGUUCAUGCAAUGGCUUAAACGAUACUGUGAUUCUGUGAAUGGUGGCUUCAUGACCAACUACAAUGCUUCUGAGAGAAGGGAAAGCAGCAAAGGGGGAAAGGAUACCAACAGAAGGGCAUCGGUGCCCUCUCACACCCCGGCCAAGUCUGCAACCACAGGUCACAAGGCUCAAACUUCACAUGGUGCUAAGCGGGCAAGUGGGCAGACGGCUAGUGCACCACCACCACGCAGUGCUAAGCCGUCACCUGCCGCCAACUCUGGUGGACCAGCACCAGCUUAUGAUGAACAAAUAACUGAGCUGAAGCUCCUUGUUGAUAGCCUGGAGAAGGAGAGAGAUUUCUACUUCACCAAGCUGCGGGACAUUGAGAUGCUGUCCCAGAACCCUGAGGUUGAGCACGUUUCGGUCCAAACUAUCCAGAACAUACUCUACGCAUCAGAGGAGGACGCUCAGCAGCUGCCUCCGGCCCUGAGCCCCAUCAUGGAGGCGUCCGAGGAGAGGCCGAAGCAAGAGAUGGCGAACAAGAGGAAGAGCAUCUCGGACCUGGACGAGUUUGGUAUGUCAUCCAGCUCAAGGCAGAGGCUCUCCGACAUCUCGGACGUGCAGCUGUGCGGUUCGCCACUGACGAGUUUCAGCUGAAGGAACUUAACUGUCAUUGCUACAAAAUGGGGCUUGUCAUUGCUGUCAUGACUUGGUCCUUCUGAACUUGGGUGUCUCGUCUAGCUUUUGGAUUGGUUUGUGGUUUAGUCUUUCAUGUGUUGUGUGGUGAUGUGUAAUGUCGUUUGCGCUUCGCAAGGUAUAUUGAUCCAAGUUACCUGCCACAGAAUUUGUGGCCAUUUGCUACCCAUUCCUGCUACGAUGCUCUGUUGGAUAGAACUGUUUGUCUGGUGGUGU
Sorghum bicolor (sorghum) is the source of this 1307-nucleotide messenger RNA. RefSeq names its product microtubule-associated protein RP/EB family member 1C. The transcript is spliced from 6 exons. Lineage: Eukaryota; Viridiplantae; Streptophyta; Magnoliopsida; Poales; Poaceae. The coding region runs from base 99 to 1052 and encodes 317 amino acids. Gene Ontology annotation, biological process: spindle assembly; regulation of microtubule polymerization or depolymerization; thigmotropism. Gene Ontology annotation, cellular component: spindle midzone; cytoplasmic microtubule; microtubule organizing center. The record is from RefSeq and is a predicted model, not a curated record. Gene Ontology annotation, molecular function: microtubule plus-end binding.